AUGUUCCCCACACUCAUCAGACGCCUUGCACAGGCGCCCAAACCGCAAAUACUCGAAUCCGCAGCCAAAGCCGCAACCGAAGUACCCAAAACGAAGCUCAAGAAAGUCUGGCCACCUGACAUGAUGACCAUGUCCCCGCAGCAGCAGCUCAGGUUUGAGAAGAAGUACAAAAGGAGGCUUAAGAUGGCUACCCUCCGACCAGGGUGGGAUAAGGGCGUGCGGUUGGCGCAAUACUUUACAAUCACAUUUGUGCUUGUAUAUACGGCCCUCUUUAUGGAUUGGAAGGAAAUGCCGAAUCCUUAUGGCGGAAUUCGGGAGUCAUUUUGGGGAUUCUUCGGCUCCUUUACCGAAGAUACAAGAACGCUGGAACCUGCCCAGCAGCCCAAGCCCAAGAGACCUUAG
Messenger RNA from Podospora anserina S mat+, 402 nucleotides. RefSeq lists its product as uncharacterized. The transcript is spliced from 3 exons. The record is from RefSeq and is a predicted model, not a curated record. The coding region runs from base 1 to 402 and encodes 133 amino acids. NCBI's taxonomy places the organism in Eukaryota, Fungi, Ascomycota, Sordariomycetes, Sordariales, Podosporaceae.